GGGCGGGACCGAGGAGUUGUGGCUUUGAGUGGUCAUGGAUAGGACGCAAAGUUAAGAACUGGAAUGCACAUAGGAAUUGUUGUCGAUAAAGAAGGACUGGUUUCAUGGCCAGUGCUGUGCGUGCCGUUUCGGAGCUGGUUGAAGAAGCUCGCUUGAAGUUUGUGCAGGAAUUUGGAGAAGAGCCGCAACUAGCUGCAUGUGCACCUGGCAGAGUCAACCUGAUCGGAGAGCACACGGACUACAAUGACGGCUUUGUCAUGCCAAUGGCCCUGCCAAUGGUGACAGUAGUGGUUGGCAAACAAAACUCAGGUCACGAUGUUUGCAUAGUAACAUUAAAUGAGGAUGCAGACCAGCCUCGGAGAGUGGACUUCAACCUGCAGACUGAUCUGGUUUCUGGAAAACCUAGAUGGGCAAACUAUGUCAAGGGAGUUAUACACCAUUAUAGAGCUCCUCCUGUCCCAGGGUUCAGGGCGGUGAUAGUGAGCAGCGUUCCUCUUGGAGGAGGUCUGUCCAGCUCUGCUUCACUGGAGGUGGCUUUCUACUCUUUUUUACAGCAGAUCAAACCAGAUGAUGGCAAUGAAGUGGCUAAGGCAAUAGCUUGUCAGCAGGGGGAGCACUCUCAUGCCGGGGUUCCUUGUGGCAUUAUGGAUCAGUUUGUCGCUGUUCUGGGCAAAAAAGAUCACGCUCUGCUCAUUGACUGCAGAUCAAUGGAAGCCAAGCCUGUCCCUCUGUUGGAUACCAGCCUUGUCAUUUUGAUCACAAAUUCCAAUGUAAAGCACUCACUGAGUGGCAGUGAGUAUCCCACCAGACGAAGGCAGUGUGAGCAGGCUGCUGUCAGCCUGGGCAAGGUCAGCCUGCGAGAGGCUACUUUGAAGGAACUGGAAGAGGCAAAAGACCGGCUGGAUGAAGUAACUUACAAGCGAGCAUGCCAUGUAAUUGAAGAGAUACAAAGAACAGAACAGGCCGCUGAAGCCUUGAAGAGUGGAGCUUACAAAGAAGUUGGCAAACUAAUGGUAGAGAGCCACAACUCCCUCAGGGACCUGUAUGAGGUGAGCUGUCCAGAGCUGGAUGAGUUGGUGGCGGCUGCUCUGGAAGUGGAGGGAGUGUUUGGCAGCAGGAUGACCGGAGGAGGUUUUGGAGGGUGUACAGUGACCUUGCUGCAGGCCAAUGCUGUUGAUAAGACAAUCAGCCACAUCAAGGAGCAAUACAGUGGAAAUGCCACAUUCUACAUAACAACCCCAUCAGAGGGAGCCCAAGCUCUAAGUUUCAGUUCAUGAUUGCAGUUGACUCAGAAAAGAGAUUAAUAAAACAUUCCACUUGCAAAAUGUGAAGACAACCAGUUUAGUUAUGUCUUUAAUUACAUAUAAGUACAAUCAUUUUAUAUUGUUUUGUAACUUAUAGUUACGAUUGUUAUUGCUAUGAAGUUUUUUUUAGAUUACUUUUCUUUGGAACAACUCAUGAGGUCAAGUCGUUUACCAGGAUGGUAGAUAGAGCUCCUCUGGCAAGACAUUUCACCUAUUUGGCUAUGUUUAUGGCAUAGCCUAGGUGUAUAAAUGACUGUGGAUUGCUUGUGAUCUAUGUAAUAUUCUAAAUUAAAUAAAUAAAUGCACAAUUAACUGU
Messenger RNA from Periophthalmus magnuspinnatus, 1620 nucleotides. RefSeq names its product galactokinase 1 (gene galk1). Gene Ontology annotation, biological process: galactose metabolic process; carbohydrate phosphorylation. NCBI's taxonomy places the organism in Eukaryota, Metazoa, Chordata, Actinopteri, Gobiiformes, Gobiidae. The record is from RefSeq and is a predicted model, not a curated record. Bases 105 to 1277 code for a protein of 390 amino acids. The transcript has 9 exons. Gene Ontology annotation, molecular function: ATP binding; galactokinase activity. Gene Ontology annotation, cellular component: cytoplasm; cytosol.